Messenger RNA from Myotis myotis, 3181 nucleotides. RefSeq names its product RALBP1 associated Eps domain containing 1 (gene REPS1). NCBI's taxonomy places the organism in Eukaryota, Metazoa, Chordata, Mammalia, Chiroptera, Vespertilionidae. The coding region runs from base 581 to 2986 and encodes 801 amino acids. Gene Ontology annotation, molecular function: protein binding; calcium ion binding. The record is from RefSeq and is a predicted model, not a curated record. The transcript is spliced from 20 exons. Gene Ontology annotation, biological process: endocytosis; endosomal transport. Gene Ontology annotation, cellular component: cytoplasm; plasma membrane.
CCGGCCGCCCGGUGGGUGUUCCUCUCUGCCUCUCGCGCUCUCUCCUCGCGGCCUCACAUCCGGGUCUGGAGCGCGGCCGCUGUCAGUGUCGGUGCGGCGCGUCGGGGGCCGGGCCGGGCGCAGUCAAUGGCGGCGCGGGGAGGCGGGGCGGCGGCCGCGCUCAGCCCGGAGACCCCCAAACUUUAGGCUCGGAGCCCCACAACUUUCUGGGAAGUGCGGCCGCUCCGGGGGCGUGGACGGAAGGGGAAGCCGAGGCGGAAAGUCCAGGGGGAAGCGGCGCGGAGCCGGGGAGACUCGAACCCGCGGCGAAGGCGUGCGGAGUCCGCCCGAGCCUCGCGCCGCCGCGCCCCCGCCUCCUCCCCGCGGCCCCCGAGCGGAGCCGCGCGCGCGAGCCGAGCCCGGGACUUGCGCGGGCCUCGCCGGCGGCGGCGGCGGCCGAGCCCGGCCGGGCGACCUCCGGGCCCUGCGGCUCGGGCGCCCCCCGCGCGCGCGAGGCCGGGCUCCCGGGCGCUGCGGGCCGCGGAGGAAGCCGGGCCCCGCGUGUGGCCUGCGGGCCGGGGGCCGUGAGCCGGCGGCGAAGAUGGAAGGCUUGACGCUGAGCGACGCGGAGCAGAAAUACUACUCGGAUCUCUUCUCCUACUGCGACAUCGAGAGCACCAAGAAGGUGGCGGCCAACGGGCGGGUGCUGGAGCUGUUCCGGGCCGCGCAGCUGCCCAGCGACGUGGUCCUCCAGAUUAUGGAGCUUUGUGGUGCAACAAGACUUGGCUAUUUUGGAAGAAGUCAGUUCUAUAUUGCUUUGAAACUUGUAGCUGUUGCCCAGUCCGGUUUCCCUUUAAGAGUGGAAAGUAUUAAUACAGUAAAGGACCUUCCUCUGCCAAGAUUUGUUGCUUCAAAGAAUGAACAAGAAUCUCGCCAUGCAGCCUCAUAUUCUUCAGAUUCUGAAAAUCAAGGGUCUUAUUCUGGUGUUAUUCCUCCACCACCUGGAAGGGGGCAAGUGAAAAAGGGGUCUGUAAGCCAUGAUACUGUCCAGUCUCGUACAUCUACAGAUCAACAGGAACCUGCAUCUCCAGUAGUUUCACCACAGCAGUCCCCACCAACAUCUCCACACACAUGGAGGAAACACAACCGUCACCCCAGUGGAGGAAAUGGUGAGAGGCCUCUUGCAGGACCUGGGCCAUUUUGGUCUCCCUUUGGUGACGCACAAUCAGGUUCUGCUGCUGGUGAUGCAAUGUGGUCAGGGCAUUCUCCACCUCCACCUCAAGAAAACUGGGUCAGUUUUGCAGAUACUCCACCAACCAGUACUCUUUUAACCAUGCAUCCUGCUUCUGUCCAGGACCAGACAACAGUACGAACUGUAGCUUCAGCUACAACUGCCAAUGAAAUUCGUAGGCAAUCCAGUAGCUAUGAUGAUCCCUGGAAAAUAACAGAUGAACAAAGACAGUAUUAUGUAAAUCAGUUUAAAACCAUUCAGCCUGAUCUAAACGGAUUUAUUCCAGGAUCUGCAGCUAAAGAGUUUUUUACAAAAUCAAAGCUUCCUAUUCUUGAACUUUCUCAUAUUUGGGAACUCUCAGACUUUGAUAAAGAUGGAGCAUUAACACUGGAUGAGUUUUGUGCUGCUUUUCAUCUGGUAGUUGCUAGGAAGAAUGGCUAUGACUUACCAGAAAAACUCCCUGAAAGCUUAAUGCCCAAGCUGAUUGAUUUGGAAGACUCAGCAGAUGUUGGGGAUCAGACAGGUGAGGUAGGUUAUUCCGGCUCGCCUGCAGAAGCACCUCCAAGCAAGUCACCAUCAAUGCCGUCACUAAACCAGACUUGGCCAGAGAUGAAUCAGAGCAGUGAGUGGGAGACAUUUAGUGAACGCUCUUCAAGCUCACAAACUCUGACCCAAUUUGAUUCUAACAUUGCACCAGCUGAUCCUGAUACUGCUAUUGUUCAUCCAGUUCCCAUUCGUAUGACUCCAAGCAAAAUCCACAUGCAGGAAAUGGAACUUAAAAGAACUGGCAGUGAUCAUACUAAUCCCACUAGCCCAUUACUUGUGAAAACAUCUGACCUUUCAGAGGAAAAUAAGAUAAAUUCAUCAGUGAAAUUUGCUUCUGGAAAUACUGUAGCAGAUGGUUACAGUAGUUCAGACUCUUUUACUUCAGACCCAGAACAGAUCGGGAACAAUGUAACUCGUCAAAGGUCUCAUUCAGGAACAUCCCCUGAUAACACUGCACCACCACCUCCCCCUCCAAGGCCACAGCCCUCGCAUUCUAGAUCGUCAUCUUUAGACAUGAAUCGGACCUUUACAGUCACCACAGACUUGUAUAUUCACACAGGACAACAACAGGCUGGAGUUGUUGCCCAUCCUCCUGCCGUGCCUCCAAGACCACAGCCUUCACAGGCUCCUGGUCCCACAGUGCAUCGCCCAGUGGAUGCCGAUGGCAUGAUAACUCACACUAGUACCUCACCUCAGCAGAUACCAGAACAACCAAAUUUUGCAGAUUUCAGCCAAUUUGAAGUAUUUGCUGCAUCAAAUGUAAAUGAAGAACAAGAUGAUGAAGCUGAGAAACAUCCAGAAGUCUUGCCGGUUGAAAAAGCUUCUGAUCCUGCAAGUUCUCUUCGAGUUGCCAAAACAGAUAGUAAAAUUGAAGAAAAGACAGCUGCUAGUGCUCCCGCCAAUGUGGGCAAAGGUACAACACCUCUUGCUCCACCACCCAAACCUGUUCGAAGAAGAUUAAAAUCAGAAGAUGAGUUAAGGCCUGAAGUUGAUGAACAUACACAAAAGACAGGUGUCUUAGCUGGUGUUCUUGCAUCACAGCCUUCUAUUCCUAGGUCUGUUGGGAAAGAUAAAAAAGCUAUUCAGGCAUCAAUUAGACGCAAUAAGGAAACCAACACAGUUUUGGCCAGAUUGAAUAGUGAAUUGCAGCAACAAUUAAAGGAUGUUCUUGAGGAGAGAAUUUCCCUGGAAGUUCAACUGGAACAACUUCGACCAUUCUCUCACCUAUAAGCCAAUUGCCGUUAACUGUGAACAUACCCAUUUUUAAGCAGUUUUGAGUUCAAGCCAAUUUGGAGGCCCAAACAUUCAGCUCACUGCUUAACUCAACAUUAAAUUUUAUGAUUCUGUUUGCCCUAUAUGUUCACCAUUGUAUUUAAGUAUCUUUUAUUUUUUAAUUUCAACAAUAAAAGGGUCAGGACAACUUUU